AUGCACUACACACUUCAACUACUCCUAGUCUUGUCUCUACAGUACACAGCUUCGGCUGCAUCACGGAUCAAGCGAGGUGGAUAUGGAAGGCCGUAUCUACCACAGCAACCGAUACAGUCUUAUUUGCCAUCACCGAGCCCGUCAUAUAUGCCAAUGCCACCGGUCUCGAGUUAUGGGCGCCCGUAUCAGCCGUACCAACCCUCAGGUUAUGGACAAUCGUAUCCACAAUACCCACCAUAUCAGCAAUAUCCACAGAAUCCUCAGUACGAAGGACCAGGAGUAGGAUUCGGAGGAGGAUUAGGAGCAGGAAGAGCAGGAGGAGAACUACCCGGCGGAUCCACUUUUAGAGAUGCUGUAAGUGGACCUCCAGGAAGUCCAGGAGGAAGUGGAGGCGCUAUGGGCAUGCCUGGAAUGGCAGGUGGCUCACCCAUGGGUGGAAUGCCUUCAAAUGGAUUAGGUCCUGUCGGAGGUCCAGGUAGUUUUGGACCACCACCUGCAGCAGACCUUGCUCCACCAUCAGGAGGAGGAGCUGGUCCAAGCAUGUUAUCAAGAAUGGGAUCACCGCCGGAAGCAGGAUCAGAACCAAAGGCGCAAGUAGAGUCCGCCACUGAACCACAACCUGUAACAGGAACGGAAACUAUGGCAGAAGAAAGUUCCAGAUGGAGAUUGUGA
Molecule: messenger RNA, 672 nt
Organism: Cooperia oncophora
Lineage: Eukaryota; Metazoa; Nematoda; Chromadorea; Rhabditida; Trichostrongylidae
Source: the annotation of a GenBank genome assembly